Propithecus coquereli (Coquerel's sifaka) is the source of this 1289-nucleotide messenger RNA. RefSeq names its product potassium channel tetramerization domain containing 10 (gene KCTD10). Gene Ontology annotation, biological process: protein ubiquitination; negative regulation of Rho protein signal transduction; protein homooligomerization. The transcript has 8 exons. The record is from RefSeq and is a predicted model, not a curated record. Bases 110 to 1135 code for a protein of 341 amino acids. Gene Ontology annotation, molecular function: protein binding; ubiquitin-protein transferase activity. NCBI's taxonomy places the organism in Eukaryota, Metazoa, Chordata, Mammalia, Primates, Indriidae. Gene Ontology annotation, cellular component: Cul3-RING ubiquitin ligase complex.
CAGCGGAAGUUCCCGCCCCGGCUCCGCCUCCGCCCCCGGCUCGCGUGAGCUGGGUGUUUCCUGACUCUCACAGUCCGGGUUUGGAGACUCCGGCGUCCUCCGACUUUUCAUGGAAGAGAUGUCAGGAGAAAGUGUGGUGAGCUCAGCGGUGCCAGCGGCUGCUACCCGCACCACCUCCUUCAAGGGCACGAGCCCCAGCUCCAAAUACGUGAAGCUGAAUGUGGGCGGAGCCCUCUACUACACCACCAUGCAGACGCUUACCAAGCAGGACACCAUGCUGAAGGCCAUGUUCAGUGGGCGCAUGGAAGUGCUCACCGACAGCGAAGGCUGGAUCCUCAUUGACCGGUGCGGGAAGCACUUUGGUACGAUACUCAACUACCUUCGAGACGGGGCAGUCCCUUUACCGGAGAGCCGCCGGGAGAUCGAGGAGCUGCUAGCGGAAGCCAAGUACUACCUGGUCCAGGGCCUGGUGGAAGAAUGCCAGGCCGCCCUGCAACAGAACAAAGAUACUUACGAGCCUUUCUGCAAGGUUCCUGUGAUCACCUCAUCCAAGGAAGAACAAAAACUUAUAGCGACUUCAAAUAAGCCAGCCGUGAAGUUGCUCUACAACAGAAGUAAUAAUAAAUAUUCAUAUACCAGCAAUUCUGACGACAAUAUGUUGAAAAACAUUGAACUGUUUGAUAAGCUGUCUCUGCGUUUUAAUGGAAGGGUCCUAUUCAUAAAGGAUGUUAUUGGGGAUGAAAUCUGCUGCUGGUCCUUUUAUGGACAGGGCCGCAAGAUUGCUGAAGUCUGUUGUACCUCCAUCGUCUAUGCCACUGAGAAGAAACAGACCAAGGUUGAGUUCCCUGAAGCCCGGAUUUAUGAAGAGACCCUGAACAUUUUGCUGUACGAGGCCCAGGAUGGCCGGGGACCUGACAAUGCGCUCCUGGAGGCCACAGGCGGGGCAGCCGGGCGCUCCCACCACCUGGAUGAGGACGAGGAGCGGGAACGGGAGCGAAUUGAGCGUGUGCGGCGGAUCCACAUCAAGCGUCCGGAUGACCGGGCCCACCUCCACCAGAAUGCCCAGCAACACCGAGCCAUGGAAGUACGGUUUACAGCAAGGCAGAGCCCCUACCCUUCUACCUUACCACCGUAAACGUUGCUCAGCGUGGAAAGGAAAGAUGAGUCGUUUUUCUGUAGCAUGUGAAUUUAAACACAGGUAGUCUUGGGUCAAAGGUGGUCUGGCUUGUGCAAAAGCAGAAUGAAUCAGCUGGUGUUACCACUGAUUUUACCACUGAUUUAAUAUUGGG